Molecule: messenger RNA, 489 nt
Organism: Emiliania huxleyi CCMP1516
Lineage: Eukaryota; Haptophyta; Isochrysidales; Noelaerhabdaceae
Exons: 5
Coding region: 1-489 (162 amino acids)
Molecular function (GO): protein binding
Source: RefSeq, a predicted model, not a curated record
AUGCUGCCUGGUCGGCCGCCGCUGAAGCGGAGCGCGUGGCUGCUCCUCGAUCCCGGCGAGGACAACGGAUCGCCGCUGCGCGGCUGGACCGCGUCUUGCGACGCCGCAUGCCGCCGGCUCAAGCCCGUCGAUCUACGUGCGGACGAUGCUGCAGCGGACGCAGGAGCGGAGGAGGCAGCCGGCGCGGGCUUCGCAUCGCCCAGCCUGACUGUGCUUGAGCUCGAGGCAAACGGCCAGACCGCGCUGCCACCGCUGCACCCGCGCGCGACGGUGCUCACGGCGCUCCUGGCCUCGUACAACCGGCUUGCGCAGCAUGGCCAUUCGCUCAAGAAGCUCCACCUGGGCUGCAACGGCGUGACUUGCGUGCUCCCCCACCUCACGCGGCUCACCGAGCUCUGCCUCGAGGGCAACCGGCUCUCGGAGCUGCCCGCGGCGAUUGGCCGGCUGGACAAGCUUCGCGAGCUGUGGCUGCACGGUAAUCUCCGGUAA